AUGAGCGCGCCUCCUAAGGUUCAUGCGCACGCUUCUUCAGCGAGUGCGAUUGCUAAUGUCAGCCUGAGCGGACAAGGAGGCCAGCCGGCAACUCCACGUUCGCCGCAACCGUCACAGAGCCAGCCAUCAACCGGACUACGAGUCCCCUCCAAUCGUAAGACCAUAUAUGACCGAAAUUUGAAUCGUACGCGAAAUGCAGAGCUUAGCAAGGCGAGCUUCGGUUAUCUCUUUUCUGAAAUGGUGAUAUAUGCCCAGAGACGAGUUACUGGAAUUCAAGAUCUCGAGAGACGGUUAAAUGAACAAGGUUACCCCCUUGGACUGCGUCUGCUAGACCUUCUCCUUUACCGAUCCUUAACUGGUUCAUCGACAACGAGCACCCUUACCUCUCAGUCCUCCUCAAGCAACCAACCUGUUAGACCUCUCCGUAUCCUCCCACUCCUCCAGUUGAUUCAUGGGCCCCUAUGGAAGCUCUUAUUCUCACGACCAGCAGAUGCUCUUGAGCAUUCUGUUUCUCCAGCUACGCCUAAUGAAUACAUGAUUACUGACAACGACCCGCUCACAAACACUUAUAUAUCCGUCCCGAAGGAAAUGAACAUGUUGAACUGUGCGGCUUUUGUAGCCGGUAUUAUUGAGGGUGUAUGUGAUGGGUGCGGCUUUGAAGCCUCUGUGACCGCUCACAACCAAGGAAAUGAUAUGUGGCCGAGCCGGACAGUCUUUUUGGUGAAAUUUGGAGACUCCGUUAUGGAAAGAGAAAAGACUUUGGAGCGAGCCGGAAUUAAAUGA
Molecule: messenger RNA, 783 nt
Organism: Microsporum canis CBS 113480
Lineage: Eukaryota; Fungi; Ascomycota; Eurotiomycetes; Onygenales; Arthrodermataceae
Product: transport protein particle subunit trs31
Exons: 2
Coding region: 1-783 (260 amino acids)
Biological process (GO): endoplasmic reticulum to Golgi vesicle-mediated transport
Cellular component (GO): TRAPPII protein complex; TRAPPI protein complex; TRAPPIII protein complex
Source: RefSeq, a predicted model, not a curated record